Molecule: messenger RNA, 688 nt
Organism: Helianthus annuus (common sunflower)
Lineage: Eukaryota; Viridiplantae; Streptophyta; Magnoliopsida; Asterales; Asteraceae
Product: DET1- and DDB1-associated protein 1-like
Exons: 4
Coding region: 138-449 (103 amino acids)
Biological process (GO): positive regulation of proteasomal ubiquitin-dependent protein catabolic process
Cellular component (GO): Cul4-RING E3 ubiquitin ligase complex
Source: RefSeq, a predicted model, not a curated record
UUUGGUGGCAUGAGGGGAGGGACUAGUAAAUAAAUAAAUAAAUAGGCCAAAGUAACCGUGUGGAUACAGAAUUCGUAUGCGUAUGCACAUCAUCAAUCCAUCUUCCGAUCUGCUGCGAUUAUAAUCACCGGGGCUGAAUGGGGUCGUCGUGGGAUGUUGGUAAUUGGCCUUCUUUCGACCCCCACAACUUCAGCCAACUUCGCCCCAACGAUCCUUCUGCCCCUUCCAAGAAGACACCAAUUACUUAUCAUCCAACUCAUGAACGGACUCUUCCACCCCCCGACCAAGUAAUAUCUUCGGAAGCCAAAAACAUAUUGCUGAGGCAAUUCUAUCAGCGCGGUGAUGAGAAGUUGAGACCAAAGAGAGCUGCUCCCGAGAAUCUUUCACCGGAGCAAGAAUGCAAGCACCCUAGAGCUUCAUUCGCUUCAUCUUCCGAGCCUCCAAAAUGAGGCAUACUCACCUUUCUGCACAAUGAUGUAAAUAGUCUUCACUGUCGAGUGUUGAUACCAUAUGUUGUGUGUGUGUUUUAGUGAGGUAUGAUACGAGUGAAUCGUUUGCAUCUUGGUGUGUACUUUCAGCUAUACAGACUUGUACAUUUCUAUAUUUAUAAACAGGCAGAUAACUAAAUAUGCAAAACAACAUCCUUGGGCUAGUUAUUUUGUAAACGCGGCAGAUCCAUUUUUUACUC